Messenger RNA from Brassica oleracea var. oleracea, 573 nucleotides. RefSeq lists its product as uncharacterized. The transcript has a single exon. Bases 1 to 573 code for a protein of 190 amino acids. The record is from RefSeq and is a predicted model, not a curated record. NCBI's taxonomy places the organism in Eukaryota, Viridiplantae, Streptophyta, Magnoliopsida, Brassicales, Brassicaceae.
AUGACCAAACUACGCAUUUGCUAUUUAGCUUCUGGUGUCAUUUGCAUCCUCUUCAUCAGCUUCAUGAUCACCUUAGUUCUUGCGCAAACCGUGUUCAAACCAAAACAUCCUCUACUACAAACCGUGUCUUCAACUGUCGAAGAUGUAUCCACAUAUGUAUCGCCAACGCUUGAUGUCCAGCUAAAUUUUACUCUUACACUUCAGAUGCUGAUGACGAAUCCUAACCUUGCAGAUUUCGAAUACAAGACGGUGGAAAAUUUAGUUUAUUACAGAGAUAUUCUAGUGGGAAAUCUCACUCUUCCUUCGACUACACUCCCAGCCAAAGGCUCAGUGCUUUUGCCAUGUCCUCUAGUACUUCAGAUCGAUAAAUUUGUUGCAGAUUUAGGUGAUAUUUUGCAAGAUAUAUUGCAAAGAAAAAUUGUGAUAGAGACGAAGGCAAAUAUGCCUGGAACAAUCACAGUGUUGGGAAUAUUUAAGGCACACUUACAUACAUUAUCGCAUUGUAAACUCGUACUUAGCUUUCCUUCAAUGGAAGUGGAGAUGCAAGUGUGUGAGCUUGACACUAACCUAUAA